Penicillium maclennaniae is the source of this 909-nucleotide messenger RNA. RefSeq names its product UbiA family prenyltransferase. The transcript has a single exon. Gene Ontology annotation, cellular component: membrane. Lineage: Eukaryota; Fungi; Ascomycota; Eurotiomycetes; Eurotiales; Aspergillaceae. The coding region runs from base 1 to 909 and encodes 302 amino acids. The record is from RefSeq and is a predicted model, not a curated record. Gene Ontology annotation, molecular function: transferase activity, transferring alkyl or aryl (other than methyl) groups.
AUGUCGAAGCCUAAUCCGGAUCAAGACGAUCGCCUGUGUCUAGCGCAUCUGCCGCUGCUCAUUUGGCAGUUCACGGAGAGCAACUUUCCCACCUUUGUGCUCCCCAAUUCUGGCUUUGGGCUACUUGCAGCUUUAGCGGCGCCAAUCCUCACCAGCCGCCUGGAACCUCUCCGGCCAAGUGACCUGCUUCUCCGGGGCCUGCAGGUGGUGCUCUUCAACUGGGCCAACGUCUUCGUGUUCGACCUGGCCAAUCAACGCCUGCCCGAGUCGAUAGUGGAGGAUCAGUUGAAUAAACCAUGGCGCCCGAUACUCACGAAGCAAAUCAGCCCGGAGUCCACUCGGAGGUUGAUGCUUGGGGCCAUUCCGGCCGUGCUGUUGAUUAGCGCUCUGCUCGGAGUGGGGACGGAGAGCUCCUUCAUCCUGAUUGUCACUUGGCUGUACAACGAUCUGCAUGGUGGCGACGAGAUCAUUCGUGACUUGCUCAUCGCCAUCGGGUACGGUCUUUAUCUGUCCAGCUCGCUCCAAAUCGCCAUCGGCCCCUACCAUCAUAUUACGGAACAUGGAUACCGCUGGAUUGCUAUGAUGAGUGGCAUUAUUCUCACCACCAUGCAAGUGCAAGACCUGAAGGAUCAGGCGGGAGAUGCCACUCGUGGCCGGCAGACCUGGCCUCUUGUCUUGGGAGAUUCUGUCUCCCGAUGGAUGAUCACAGGCUUUGUUCUCUUCUGGAGCAUUGCGUGCGCUUGGUUCUGGCAACUUCCGCUGUGGGGAUAUGCAGUCCCCAUGUGCGUCGGACUGUGGGUGGGAUACCACGUGGUGAAAAAGCAAAACGAUGUGGCGGCGUGGAAGUAUUGGUGUGUCUGGCAAGUGGUGGUAUAUACCUUGCCUUGUUUCGUCUGGUUACAGCGCUAG